Molecule: messenger RNA, 1940 nt
Organism: Durio zibethinus
Lineage: Eukaryota; Viridiplantae; Streptophyta; Magnoliopsida; Malvales; Malvaceae
Product: long chain base biosynthesis protein 2a-like
Biological process (GO): sphingosine biosynthetic process; ceramide biosynthetic process
Cellular component (GO): serine palmitoyltransferase complex
Molecular function (GO): pyridoxal phosphate binding; serine C-palmitoyltransferase activity
Source: RefSeq, a predicted model, not a curated record
CUCGUUUUCUACAGGAACAAAGGAAUUUUCCAUUUCUCAAACCCAGAAGUCAAAAUUCAAAAUCCUUUUUUCUUUUUAUUUUAAAGUUGAAAAUAAAAACCAUAGAAGAGAGAUUGGUCAUUCCCAUUCUCUCUCCUGAGUUAGUUUUUGAAUCUCUCUCUCUGAUCUCUUUUUCUCUCUCAUUCCAAGCAAAAAAGAACAAAAUCUUUAAAAAUCUCAAUUCCAGAUCUCGAUUUCACGAUUUAACUGAAGAGAAAUAAAGAGAAAAGAGACAGAGAGAUCGAAAGCUUGGACAAGAAAAAAUGAUCACAAUCCCGUAUUUGACUGCUUUGUCCACGUACUUCAGCUAUGGCCUUCUCUUCGCGUUUGGCCAAUUCCGUGAUUUCUUCAGGAAAAUCUUCGAUUGGUGGCACGCCAGCAAUCUCCAGGGUUAUGCUCCGAUCUGUUUAGGACUUGAAGAUUUCUAUACUCGACGCUUGUAUCUUCGCAUUCAGGAUUGUUUUGGAAGACCGAUAUCAAGUGCUCCUGAUGCUUGGUUUCACGUAGUUGAGCGCUACUCCAAUGACAAUAAUAAAACAUUGAAGCGAACUGACAAGAUAAAUAGGUGUCUUAACUUGGGAUCAUACAAUUAUCUUGGCUUUGCUGCAUCUGAUGAAUAUUGCACACCCCGUGUAAUUGAUUCAUUAAAUAAAUUUUCAGCCAGUACCUGUAGUACUCGUGUUGAUGGAGGAACUACGAUAGUGCAUAAAGAACUGGAGGAGCGUGUUGCAAACUUUGUUGGGAAGCCAGCUGCUAUAGUCUUUGGCAUGGGCUAUGUGACAAACUCUGCUGUCCUUCCUGUCCUAAUUGGAAAGGGAGGGUUGAUUAUUAGUGAUUCAUUAAACCACAACUCAAUUGUCAAUGGCGCUCGAGGCUCAGGAGCUACUGUCCGAGUUUUUCAACAUAAUACUCCAUCUCAUUUGGAGAAAGUUCUGAGAGAACAAAUUGCUGAGGGACAGCCCAGGACACAUAGACCAUGGAAGAAGAUAAUUGUUGUUGUGGAGGGUAUUUAUAGUAUGGAAGGCGAAAUUUGUAAACUCCCUGAGAUUGUUGCAAUAUGCAAGAAGUAUAAGGCAUAUGUUUAUUUGGAUGAGGCUCACAGCAUUGGGGCGGUUGGAAAAACGGGAAGAGGAGUAUGUGAACUCUUAGGAGUGGACACUACUGAUGUGGAUAUCAUGAUGGGAACUUUUACAAAAUCUUUUGGCUCUUGUGGUGGUUAUAUUGCUGGAUCCAAGGAACUUAUACAGUAUCUCAAGUUCACUUGUCCUGCUCAUCUAUAUGCAACAGCAAUAUCACCACCAGCUGCACAGCAAAUUAUAUCUUCAAUAAAGGUUAUUCUUGGAGAGGAUGGUUCUAGCAGAGGGGCUCAAAAGCUUGCAAGGAUACGUGAAAAUAGCAACUUUUUCAGGUCAGAGCUGCAAAAGAUGGGUUUUGAGGUCCUUGGAGACAAUGAUUCUCCUGUAAUGCCUAUAAUGCUUUACAAUCCAGCUAAAAUCCCUGCAUUUUCCCGAGAGUGCCUCAAACAAAAUGUUGCUGUUGUUACAGUUGCUUUCCCUGCCACCCCACUACUUUUGGCUAGAGCACGUAUUUGCAUAUCUGCCUCACAUACCAAGGAAGACCUUAUUAAAGCCUUGGAGGUUAUCAGUCAGGUCGGCGAUUUGGUGGGCAUAAAAUACUUCCCUGCAGAGCCUAAGAAGCAGCAGCAGGAGGGGAAACGCACAAUCAAGUUGGAGUGAAAAGUUUUGAAAACUGGCGGAGUGGAUAGCCGGAAUUUUAGGUUUGAUUUAACUAGCGAUUCUUCAUCAGUCACUUGUUUGAUUAUUGUAUUCUCUCUCUGAAAAUCAGGGAAGUUUGUAGAACCAAUUGCCUCAGCAUCCUAAGGUUCGUUCCUAUGUGUUUUA